AUGUGUGAUGUACAUGAUAUAGCUUUGGGACAUAAUACAACUGAAAUCAGGAUUAGGAAUGAAAUUCCCUAAGAAUUUGAUAUGUUUUGCUUUUCUAUAAUCACAACGCGUAGAUUAGUGGAUAUAAAAGUGACUGAUUUGAAAAUUAAAUCAAAAUGGAUUAAUUACUUAAGAGCAAUCAUUAUCAAUCGUAGAGAGUUGGAAGCUUAGAGAGCAGAAGAGAAAAAAAGAACGUAAAGGAGAAUGAGGAAAAGAGAUCAGAAAUAUGUAGAAAUGACAUAUUGCCUAUCUGGCAUUCAACUUGGGAUUAUGAACCCAAUAAACCUGUGAAUUAUAAGAAGUAAAUUAGUGUCAAAAAGGAAGAAGCUUUUUAAAAAGCCCAAAAUCAAGUCAAUCCAGCCAGUGUAUUAAAAAGUUUAUAUCGUUGUCUUAAGAAGACUAUCUCAUUAAAUCCUAUAUAAGAUAGAAAAUAAAUACAAAAUUAUUUUACAGUAAUCAAUCUGAAGUCAAUAAUGAAAGUAACAUCUAAUAGGAAAUGAUUGUGCAUGGAAAGAAAAAUAAGUCAAAGUUACUCAUGAUCUUAUGGAAAUUUGGAUUACCUGAUUUUGCAAGGAGAACUCUUUGGCCUAUCAUUAUUGGUAAUAACUUAAAAUCAGAGAAGAACUCUAUGCAUACUAUGUUAAUGAGUCUAAAUUUAUUUAAGAAAGAUGAACUAUAAUCAAUAUAUAGCCAUUAGCGAGAAUAUCAAAAGGGCAAAACAACAAUAUCCUUUCAUUACUGAU
Paramecium octaurelia is the source of this 782-nucleotide messenger RNA. NCBI's taxonomy places the organism in Eukaryota, Ciliophora, Oligohymenophorea, Peniculida, Parameciidae. The record is from the annotation of a GenBank genome assembly.